This is a messenger RNA of Closterium sp. NIES-65, 939 nucleotides long. NCBI's taxonomy places the organism in Eukaryota, Viridiplantae, Streptophyta, Zygnematophyceae, Desmidiales, Closteriaceae. The record is from the annotation of a GenBank genome assembly.
AUGGCUACCCCCAGUGUCCUUACCUUUGAUGCUGAGGGUCCUGCUGUUGACUUCGAGGUCAAGGUCGAUGACCUGCAACUUUUCCUACUGUGCGAUAGGGCAGACGGACUCUCCCUUUUCGAUCUCACCUCUGGUGCCUCUCCUGCCCCGCCUAAUGAUGCUGACAGCACUGUUCGCUCACAGUGGGCCACACGCAAUGCUGCUGCCCGUCUUGCUGUGCGUCGCCACUUACUGACCACUGAGCGUACGCACUUUAGUCAGUACAAGAGUGCUAAGACCUUGUACGACGCUGUAGUUGCACGCUACUCUUCCCCUGCCACUGCUGCUCUUAGCCGCCUCAUGCUGCCGUACCUGUUUGUUCCCCUUCCCCCCUCUUGCCCUCUUUUGCUUCUGCUGCUGCGGCCGACCUCGUUGGUUUUGAGUCGGUCGGCGCUGCGUCUGCCCCUAGCGGGAGACGCCGCACCGGCAAGGGCAAGGGGGGCAAGGGCGCUGGAGGGGCUGGCGGGGGCGGUGGAGGUGGUGGUGGAGGCAGUGGAGGGGGUGGAGGUGGUGGUGAGAGUGGUGGCGGGGGAGGAGGUGUCGGUGGCAGCAGUGGAGGCGGAGGAGGCGGCGGCGGUGGCGGAGGGAGCGGAGGUGGCGGAGGCGGCGGCGGCAGCGGUGGAGCUGGUCGCGGCUCUGCGCAGAAGAGUGGGUCCAGUGGUGGUCCGCGCCAGCAGCAGCAGCGCAGUCCUAAGACCCUGUCCCCCCAGCAGCUUCGUGAGUGGUACGCUGGGCGUCAGCGAGGCUGCUGCUCUAGGUCCUGGUGAGGCUGCUGCUCUAGGUCCUAGUGCGUCUGCUGCCCCAGGUGCUGGUGAGUCUGCCCUCUCAGGUCUCUACCUCCCCUCGUUCUCUACGAACUUGGUGAGUGGAGCUGAUCUACAGGAUAGGGGGUUUGACUAG